UACAGGGGGAGGUGAGCGGUGCCUCUCAGAGGUCGGGAUUGCAGUUGCUGCCACCUUGGAUUGAAGAAAAGCAGAAACAGGACACGAACACAGACUUUGGAAUAUCAAUUCAGCUGAAGAUGAAGCUUCUCCUCAUCCUCUCCUCCGUCCUCCUUCUGGUCAGUCCCGCUCUGGCCCAGAGCUCAGACAUGCCUUAUGAAGAAUACUUGGCCCAGCUACAGGCGUGUCCCAAAGAGUGCCGCUGCCCUCCCAGCUUCCCCAAAGCGGUCUACUGUGACAACAAGGCCCUAAAACGCAUUCCCACCAUUCCUCCACACACUUGGUACCUGUAUCUGCAGAACAACCUCAUCGAAGUGGUGUCAGCAGAUGCCUUCCGUAACGCCACACAGAUCCGCUGGAUCAACCUGAACCGCAACCGCGUCACGACCAAAGGCCUGGAGGAGGUCGGCCUGGCCGCCAUGACCCACCUGGUCCACCUGUACAUGGAUGACAACCUGCUGACCUCUGUCCCAGCCAACCUACCUUCCAGCCUGGAGCAGCUGCGCCUUGCCCGUAACCGCAUCUCCAAGAUCCCGGCAGGGGUGUUCUCAGGCCUGGAUCGGCUGACUCUGCUGGAACUGCAGGGUAACAAGCUCCAAGAUGACGCUGUGACCGAGGUGAGCCUGAAGGGUCUGAGCAACCUGAUCCAGAUCAAUCUGGCCAAGAAUCAGCUGACCACCAUGCCCCUAGGUCUUCCUGUCACCACAACACAGCUCUUCCUGGACAGCAAUGCCAUUGACAAGAUUCCACCUGACUACUUCAAAGGUCUGCCCAAGGUAGCCUUCCUCAGGCUCAACCGCAACAAGCUGGUAAACAAAGGGCUGCCUAGAGAUGUGUUCAACAUGUCCAGCAUCCUAGACCUGCAGUUGUCCUAUAACCAGCUCACUGAAGUCCCUCUCAUCCCCUCAGGCCUGGAACACCUACAUCUGGACCACAACCAGAUUAAGAAUGUGAAUGGAUCUGACAUCUGCCCCGUACCAGUUGACCCUCAGGUGGACUAUGCCACCGAGACCGCACCAAAACUCCGCUACCUUCGUCUCGACGGCAAUGAGAUCAAGCCACCAAUCCCCAGAGACCUUAUUGUGUGCUUCCGUCUCCUCAGGUCCAUCGUCAUAUAAGACACUUUCACCAGUCAUUUGUGUCUAGAUAUAGUCUUCCAGUUCCAAGGGCAGGUGAUUACUAACGGAUGGAAGUCAUUAUGCCGGUCGAUACAUGGACUAUCUGGACAAUCUAUCAUUGGACUGCCAGCGGUAGUGUAAUGGCAGUUUGAUUGGCAUCUUUUUGCUGAAAGACAGAUAUCUGAUGUCAAUGUGGGGGUCAAUUCCAUUUGAAUUCCGUCAAUUUAAGAAAUUCUGGCAAUGAAUAGAUGAAGUAUUUAAAAACAAAUUAUGUAAUGUAAUGUACCAUUUGCAAUUCCUGAAAUGAGUCUCCUGAAUUGGUAGAAUGGAAAUGGGGUUGACAUUAACAUUGCUGGGGAAGUUCAUCUGACAAUUGGUUGAGCGAACUGCAGUUAUAAUGUUUUACCACUAGUUGUGCCUUAUGUUAGUCUUACAUUCACAAGUGCUGAAUGCAAAGGGGCAGAAUGUCUAUGCAAACUGCUUAAAUGUAGCACACAGUGGUCAACAUUUUUAAUUAGGUUUUUAAGAAACUCAAAUUAAAAAAACUAAAAGACGCAAUAUGUGCAAUGUAAUUGGGACAAGAUAAGAGGGAUAUUGUUUAAGAACAGUAUGUAUUUCAGGCAUGUUGAAUUUCUUGACAACUCUUUGUCCUCAUUUUUUUUCUUAGAGUAAAAGAUAAUUGUUUGUAAAUGCUUAGCCAAAAUAUUACUUUUCCAAUUUUUUCUACCAGUCCUCUCAAAUAUGCAGAGGAUUUUAUUAGCAAGUUCUCUGGAAAUAUAUGUUUAGCUAACUUUAUAAACAUGCUAUUCCACUUUUAGAUAAUUUAUUUAAUUUAAUUUGUUCUUGUACAUUACAUGAAAUUCAGUUUUGUGCACAACAGGUCAAUCUUUGUGUAGUACUUUGUAGUGUAAUAUUUUGGAACUGCCAACUAAAUUUUGGAAUGCUUACAUUUUGGUCGAACAUGCUGUAAUUUCCAGUCAAUGGAUUUAAAUAAAAACAUCAAAAUAUUGCCAUUUU
Messenger RNA from Esox lucius (northern pike), 2174 nucleotides. RefSeq names its product keratocan (gene kera). NCBI's taxonomy places the organism in Eukaryota, Metazoa, Chordata, Actinopteri, Esociformes, Esocidae. The transcript has 3 exons. The record is from RefSeq and is a predicted model, not a curated record. Bases 120 to 1157 code for a protein of 345 amino acids. Gene Ontology annotation, molecular function: protein binding.